AUGUUUUGCACUCUGUGGACCCUUGGGGCCCCUCCUGUCUCUCGUAGCUUGCCCCAUGCCUCACCGUCUGCUGGUGUGCAAGAUGGAGUCCCAGAGUCACCACAAGGGGGCUCCCCCAGGGUGCCCGUUGGCACCACGGAAGGACAAAAGGCUCAGCAAAUAGGUCAAUGCAAUGCUGAUCUGUUAACUGAUGCAGAUGGUGACCUUGAGCCACCUCGCCGGCGUGGCCCUCCUGUGUCGUCUAUGAGCACUAGGGGCCCCCCUGGGGUCCGCGGGAAGGGAGAGGGUCCCAUCAAGCCACAGUGCUCCGCUGGGGGCCUCUCUUUAUUGAGACCCUCUACAGUAUUGUUGACCGACAUAGAGACAGCGGAGAUAUUAAAAAAUAAAAGGAAGGAGACACUUUUUAUUUUACAACAAUUGCCAAGAAAACUGCAAGAGGUCGGGAGGGGCCUCUGGCCAGCUGCCCUUUGUAUGGGGAGCUUCCUCCUCUCGAGGAGACAUCUCCUUAUGGGGCCCCCACCUUCUCUUUCUCAAGGGGCCCCCGCGAAACAGGACCUCUGCAGCGGGAAAGACGUAGCCGCCUGUCAGGAGGCCCCUUCAGGAUCGGGUUUCGGUGCCCCUACAGUGCCCUGCGACAAUGCCUCCGGGGGAGCUCCCGAGGGGCCCCAUCACAGGGCCCCCACACAGAACCCCAUGGGGGCCCCUACAACCAAUGCGUGCAAAAAACGAAAGGUCUUGAGAAUCCUUGAGCUCGGCAGCGGUGUUGGCCUAAUGGGGCCCCUCUUACGUCGGUUGCUGCUACAGGAGACCCUUAGAAGGGCAUCUGAGGGGGCCCCCCGUGAAGGGGGCCCCUCUGAAGAGGAUAUAGAUUUGCUAGUAGAGGUGUACUUGACAGACCUUGAUGAUGAUGCCCUGCAAAUAUGCGAAAAGACCCAACAACUGGACGAAGCUCUGCUGGGGGCCCCUAAAGCCAGUUGCUAUGGGGCCCACGGACUGUUGCAAGGGUCUUGUAGGGCCCCCACCAGCUUAGCAGAGGAAUUAAUUAAGGGAAGAGGUCAUGCAGGGGGCCCCAGGGGAUCCUGUCAAGUUAACGUGUUUGUAAGGAGACUCGAUUGGAGGACGGGGGGCCCCUGGGGGCCCAUCGACUCAAACAAGCUGCGCUCAACGAAGGAGGGAACUAAGUGCAGUACGGGGGGCCCCAGCCCCAACACCAAUGAUGGAAAGGGCCCUGAGAGGCCUGACGACACGGAGGGGCCCCCAACUGGGGGGCCCCAGAAGGGUCAGGGGGCCCCGGGUGGCGUCAAUAGAGACCGUUUUGAUUGGACAGAUGAAGAAAAGGAGACACUAAAACAAAGGGGGGCCCUCGAUGUCAUUCUUGCAUGCGAUGUUGUGUAUGACUUCGAGGCAAACAGCGAUUUAGCUGCCCUAUUGGAGACACUGCUGCAGCAGAACCCUUCUUGCUGCUGCUUGCUGGCGCACUGCAGGAGACUGGGGAUCGUCUGCCCUACAUCAUCUGUCCCUGUUGAUGUAUUUGCCGAGGAUUUCUGGGAUCGAUUCUGCUCGGUCGAUCCCGGAGUCGAUCCCACUGGCGAUCCCACACAGGAUCAAGCUCGCGAUUCAACAGAGGACUACCCCACACUCGAUCCUACAGACGAUCCCACUGAAGACUGCCGACGCCUCCAGCUAUACCUACACCCAGCGCCCCCUCUUGCUGUCACCUUCGCGGGGAUCGUAGAUCCCAAGCAUUUGCGCGCCACAGCAGCCCUUCUUGACGGGAGCCCCGCGAGAAGCGAGGGGAUCUUAGAAGGGAGCGCAUUGCCAAGAGAUGAGAAGGAGCUGCAUCUUAUCGAACAAGGAGAUAAUGCUGCGGCUGCUGCUGCUGCUGCAGCAACAGCCGCAGAAGAAGGGGAAGACAGCCGAUUCUCGCUGCGGCCAUGGGAGGUACAGGCGGCAGCGGCAAAGGGCGAGAUCUGGGAAGUGCGGCUAAAGAGGUCUGUCUUGAGGUAUCAACGGCAAUCACAAUGA
This is a messenger RNA of Eimeria maxima, 2025 nucleotides long. RefSeq lists its product as hypothetical. Gene Ontology annotation, molecular function: protein methyltransferase activity. The transcript is spliced from 2 exons. The record is from RefSeq and is a predicted model, not a curated record. The coding region runs from base 1 to 2025 and encodes 674 amino acids. Gene Ontology annotation, cellular component: nucleus. Lineage: Eukaryota; Apicomplexa; Conoidasida; Eucoccidiorida; Eimeriidae. Gene Ontology annotation, biological process: protein methylation.